AAAAGAAGCAAUAGUGAGAAUUGAGGAAAAUUGCAGAUUUUGCAGUAAUUUAGAGAAUUUAAGAAUUUCAUUGCUUUUGAGCCGUUUGUCUUACUUAAACUCUGUAAAAAAUGGGCGAACCAUCACUUCCAGUGCUUGCAAACGAACUUGCAACUGCGAUUGAAAUCACCUUAAAUCCUAAUGUGAGCCAACAGUCAAGAAUGGAAGCAUAUGUGGCAUGUGAAAAAUUCAAGGAAAUUUCACCGUUAUGUGCUCAAGCUGGAUUAUAUUUGGUCACAAAUCAGUUCUCGGCAGUUGUGAAACACUUUGGGCUGCAGUUGAUGGAACAUCAAGUGAAAUUUAAUUGGAAUAAGAUUUCACAAGAAGAAAAGAUUUUUAUUAAAGAUAACACGAUGAAGCUAUUAGGCACUGGAAUUGGACCGGCUGACGAUAAAUCGUUGUUACACAUCAAAGAUGCUCUGUCUCGGAUUAUUGUUGAGAUGAUCAAACGUGAAUGGCCUCAACAAUGGCCAACAUUAUUAAGUGAAUUAUCAGCAGCUAGUGAAAAAGGAUUAUCACAGACUGAAUUAGUCGCACUAGUUUUCUUACGUCUUGUCGAGGAUGUUGCAUUGUUGCAAACAAUCGAAUCAAAUCAGCGACGAAAGGACAUUUAUCAAGCAUUAACUGUCAAUAUGGGAGAAAUUUUUGAUUUUUUUCUUGCUCAUAUUGAGAAGAAUGUCCGUGAAUAUGCGACGACAAAAAAUACUGGAAAUUUACGUGUCGUACUUGUUGUACUAAAUACGUUAGCAAGCUUCUUGGAAUGGGUCAACAUAUCGCAUAUAAUGGCAUCAGACGGACGAUUACUUAAAGUGAUUUGUUAUCUUUUAGAAUUUCCGGACAUUCAAUUAAGCGCUGCUGAAUGUCUUAGUCAAAUAACUAAUAGAAAAGGUGUUGCAAAGGAUAAAAAACCACUGCUGUAUUUAUUUAAUGAUGAGCCUAUGAGACAUAUUUUUCAUUCACUCGAGCCCAUGGCUUCAACUCAAACGGAAAAUUAUUAUCAGUAUCUGAAGAAAUUGACACAAUCAAUGUAUGGACUUUCAAAUCAAUUAACAACAUUAUGUGGCAAAGAAAGUGAUAUUCAGACACCGCCAAGAAAUUUUUACAUGUUCCUUCAAAUCAUUCUAGCCUUUGCUCGUCAUCCAAGCUUGUCAGUUACACACGGCGGGAUAUUAAUUUGGCUACAACUUGUAAAACACGAUACAAUUGCUCGAGAUCCACUUUUUGUUGAUAGCAUUCGAGUUAUGAUAGAAAUUGUAGGACCAAAAAUUAUUAAAUGUCCAUAUCCAAAAAUUCGGGACUGUUUUACGCCAAAUUCAAUUCCAUAUACAACAGAAGCAUAUACAUGCAUAGAUUUUGACAGUGAAGAAGAUUAUCUACAAUUUGUUCCUCGUUUUCGUGUGGAUCUUCUUGACAUCUUUCGACAAUCGACUCUUGUUGCUCCUUUAUUUACAUUUUCAUAUUGUGAGCAUUGGUUAAAUCGUCGAUUUGAAUUAGCCAACACGGAAACAUUAGUAACAUGUAGCAUUAUGGAUCCAAUUUAUUUGGAAUGGGAAGCAGUUGUUGCCGUUCUGGAUGGUGUUCUUAGUCGAAUUCUUCUUGUAACCGAAAGACCAUCAAUCAUUAAUGGAUUACGAUUAUUAGAGAAAUGUCUUUUAGUGAAAACUGAUGAUCCACUUAUUUAUUCUGUUUUAUUAUCAUGCAUUUCAUCGCUCUUUGUUUUUUUGAGUAUGUCGGCUGCUGGAAAUGUAGCUGUAAAUGGAGUUCAACUAUUGCCACCCGUUUUAGAUAAGAUUUUUAGUGCCAUUGUCUUUAAUCUGCCAUCUGAAGAUCACCAGCAUUCAUUAAGAUCGGCUGCAAUAAAAAAUUUGAGAAGACAUGCUGCUAGUUCGAUUGUAAAAAUCGCACUUAAAUAUCCACUUCUUUUGCUACCAAUAUUUGAUCAAAUUCAUGCUACGAUUAAUAGAAUUGGAAAUGAAUCAAAUCUUUCCAAUAUGGAAAAGCUGCUACUACAAGAAGCUCUUUUAAUUAUCAGUAAUCAUUUCUGUGAAUUUGAACGCCAGCAAUUUUUCAUUGGUGAAGUUAUUCGACCAGCUACUCGAAUUUGGCAAGAAAUAUCACCACAUUUAAAAACACCAUCAUCCUUUAUCAAUUUUAUCGGUUUGUCAUCGAAAGCAGUACUCAUUCAGCCAAAUUCUGGAAUAGAUGAUGUAUUCUAUAAAAAUCGACAGACUUUAUUGUUGGCACUAAAUACAGUUUUAGGAAUUAUAAAGCGAUGUCAAUGUCCUGACGAUCCAGAUAAAUCAUGUCGUGGAGGUUUCAUUGUCGCAACAACAGAUUCAGGCAAUCCAAUUACAAGAAAUCCAGCAGCUUCACAUGUCAUACCUCUAUUACAAGAAAUUUUAUCAUUAUUGAGAAAUUUAAAUGAACUUUGGAUUCCAACAUCAUUGGCAUUAAUUAAUAACGAUUAUAAAGGAGCUAAUCAGAUGCUGGAAAAUGAAAAGAAAAAUAUUCUGGGAGUAGUUUAUUCCGUUCCUGAUCCUUUAGAUCCGACUCAAUUAACAAAGACCAAAACACCUUUUGACUAUAUGCAGCAAUUUUUGACGUCAUUAUUUGAGAACUGUUAUCAUCUACUCGGUGUUGCUGGAUUAUCAUUAAGUCGAGAUUUAUAUAGACUUGAAGGACUAUCAACCGUUUUGAUUAAUAGCUGUUUUAGCAAUCUCGAUCAUGUUCCAGAUUUCCGACUAAGAACCAUCAUUCGAGUUUUCCUUCGUCCAUUCAUCUAUUCAUGUCCGACAUCCUAUUAUUCAACUGUUAUUGUUCCAAUCUUUGAGCACAUUGCUCCUUUCAUGCUGAAUCGUUUGACAACUCGUUGGAACUACAUUACAUCAUUAUAUGAAAAUGGUGCUUUAGGAGAUGAUACAAACAACGAUGCUCAAGAAGUUCUGGACGACAUAUUGAAUCGAACAUUAACUCGUGAAUAUUUGGAUGUUUUGAAAGUUGGAUUGGUUGGUGGAACUAGUAUUGGAUCGACGAAUAAUGAAGUUAGCGGUGAAAUGGGAAAUGUCGCAAUGAUGGAUCAAGACGAUCAUUCGAUGGAUGGUUUACCUCACAUGAGUCGCGCUGCUCAAUCUGCAAUGCAAUCCGAUAUCAUUAGUGAAUUAGGCAAGAAACUAUUAACUACUCAAACGACAUGCGAAUCAAUUGUUUUUACAAUUUUCAAUUGUAUAGCCUGGAAUGAUAGCAAUGCAAGUUUAAAGGCCUGUCUUCUUGCUGGACCAGUAAUUCGUCAGCUAUCGAGCGAUCAUUUGAUUAGCCCUAAUCUCUCCGCUGUUAUUUUGACUAGGGUCCUUCAAGGGCUUCAAAUGCAUGGUCAACAUGAUGCAAAUCAGCCGUCAUUGAUUACACUUGGCGUUCAGGUUUACGACAUUAUUCGUCCAGCGUAUCCAGCAAUAACAUUAAAUAUAAUGCAACAAAUACCAAAUUUAAAUAUCAAUGAUCUGCAAAAAUUAGAUGAGAAAAUUCUUAGUGCUGGACCUCUCACGAAUACCACAAAUCAAGGAAAUGCAGGAAGUACAGCAGCAAAAUCUAACAAGAUUGAUAAGACAAAAAAGGAUCUGUUUAAGAAAAUAACAUCACAUUUAAUAGGCCGCAAUGUUUUAGCUCAUUUAUUCCGUAAUAAUCCAGUUGAAAUAUCAGAUUUGCAUCCAAUGAACAAUAAAAGCAAGCAAAAAAUCACAAAUGUACUGGAAACAUCACACGAUACUGGCCUUCAUAUGCAACAAUUGUUUCGUGACGUUCCACGAUAAAGAAAAACAUUUUUUAUUUAAAUCAUCUGUUAUUAAUUAUUUUUUUCUUCCUUACUGUUGAAUUAUCUUAGUAUGGCUUAUGUUUUUAACUCCAUCCUGAAUUGUAAUAAAUGCACUUGAAAUCAAAUGUCUAGCAUUUAAGUAAUUAUUAAAGAAAAC
Messenger RNA from Chironomus riparius, 4004 nucleotides. Lineage: Eukaryota; Metazoa; Arthropoda; Insecta; Diptera; Chironomidae. The record is from the annotation of a GenBank genome assembly.